UGGAAACAAGAGAGGUGGAGGGAGGCAGCAAGGCUGCAAAGGGGAGGCCCGCCAAGUCUGCCCGCCUGCAAAGUGUUGCUUUGACACAUCCUUAUUAUGGAAGUUAAGUAAAAAAAAAAAAAAAAAAAAAAAAAAAAACAACUCCGGACGUGGAGCUGCUACGGAGAAGGAGACGGGGGAAAGCAAACCAGUAGGCAGGCCAAUGGUUUUUCGGCAGCGCGCUGGCAAGUUUGUGGAACACUUUCUAGGAAUUUGGUCUUUUUCCUUCCCCUUCGUCUUCUUGACUUCUGAAGAAAAAAUUUGGCUUUGGAUUGCAAUGGAGCCUAACGACAGAGGGUUAGACACACUUGAAUAAUCCCUCCGGCUGGGCUGAAUUUGUGGGAAUUUAGGAAGCCGGAGUGUGGAAAUACAGCAGCCUUUGAAGUGCCCUCUGCUAAUUUGGAUGGAUCUAAAUGUGCCCCAUUCAAGACCUCUCCGCCAACCCCUUCUGAUCUUGCGAUUUGUUCUUCUCGACUUUAAUUAGUAUCUAGGAAAGUCUAAACUUUUGGACCUACCUCUUUUUUUGAUACUUAUUUUUGUACGUUUGCUCUCUGGGAUUGGUUUCUUAAACAAUCUGGAUCCUUUUUAAUAUGUCAAAAUGAGUCUGCUGAUGUUUACACAACUACUGCUCUGUGGAUUUUUAUAUGUUCGGAUAGAUGGAUCUCGUCUUCGCCAAGAAGACUUUCCCCCUCGGAUCGUGGAGCACCCUUCGGAUGUCAUCGUCUCUAAGGGAGAGCCCACCACUCUGAACUGCAAGGCGGAGGGCCGGCCAACGCCCACCAUUGAGUGGUACAAGGAUGGGGAGCGGGUGGAGACUGACAAGGAUGAUCCCCGUUCCCACAGGAUGCUUCUGCCCAGCGGAUCCUUAUUCUUCUUGCGCAUUGUGCAUGGACGCAGAAGUAAACCCGAUGAAGGAAGCUACGUUUGUGUUGCAAGGAACUACCUUGGUGAAGCAGUGAGUCGAAAUGCAUCUCUGGAAGUGGCAUGUAAGUGA
Molecule: messenger RNA, 1033 nt
Organism: Propithecus coquereli (Coquerel's sifaka)
Lineage: Eukaryota; Metazoa; Chordata; Mammalia; Primates; Indriidae
Product: roundabout homolog 2-like
Exons: 2
Coding region: 638-1033 (131 amino acids)
Biological process (GO): synapse organization; homophilic cell-cell adhesion
Cellular component (GO): plasma membrane; axon; neuronal cell body
Molecular function (GO): axon guidance receptor activity
Source: RefSeq, a predicted model, not a curated record